AUGAGCAACUUCACCGUCCUCGGCGACAGCGCCAUCAAACAACUCCUCCUCGACCUGUCGAAAGAAGAAAUAGCCUCCUUCCAAGAACAAAUCGAAGACUGCCUAAUUUCAAUUUGUCCGGGAAAAGAGGGCGAAUACCAACCGAGUCCAGGGAUAAUCAAUCGACCCGACGGUCAAAAGAUCCUAUUCAGGCCCUUCACGUCCCCCGAAAACGUCGGGACAAAAAUCAUCGUGCAUCCUGCUCCCACUCCUACAGGGACCCUUGCCCAGCAAGCUCUACAUGGCAUUGUGGUCCUCGUCGACAAGUUCGGACUUCCCACCGGCGUUCUGAACGCCGAGGAAAUCACUGGGUAUCGCACGACGAUGAAUGCGAUGGUCCCGUAUUCGUGGAGACGCAGAACGGAGAAAAUUGUUAUUUUUGGCGCUGGGAAGCAGGCGCUUUGGCACUCUCGGCUUGCGCUUGCUAUUCGGGGGGAGGAGAUUGGGUCUAUUACGAUUGUAAAUCGGUCCGAGGAGCGGGCGAAGGAGUUGAUUCAAACUGUGGUAGAGGAGAAUGCGUCUCGGUGGAAGUCGGGUUGUCGGUUCGAGUUUCUGAAUUCUGCUCAAAUUGGAGCCGAGUCACGGUUGCGAGAUCUUCUUGUACGGGCUGAUGCGAUCUUUUGCACUGUUCCAUCUACGAAGCCUUUGUUCUCACUGGAAGAUUUAGGACUGGAGAAGCGGCACGGAAGACUUCCGUUCAUCUCUGCUGUUGGAUCGUGGCAGCCGGAUAUGAUUGAGGUCAGCCCGGAGAUUCUGCAUCAUAUCACUCGUGGGAAGGGGUUUGGUAGGUCUGGCGACGACUCCACCGGGACACUGAUUGUGGAUGAUGAGGAGCAUGCGUUAAUUCAUGCCGGUGAAGUGGUUCAGGGUGGCUUGAAUGAAGACCAGAUCUUGGGCAUUGGUCGCGUACUAAGCUGGAAGCGAGACGAGGCUGCACUUAGCUCUGAAAACACAAAGAGCCUGAAUACAUGGUUAGCUGAAGGCUUGAUUGUGUACAAGAGUAUCGGGGUUAGUGUCACGGAUCUCGUCGCUGGAAAUGCGAUUCUUGCGUUGGCGGCCAAGAAGAACCUAGGGACGUCAAUUACGGACUUUUAG
Messenger RNA from Penicillium argentinense, 1134 nucleotides. RefSeq lists its product as uncharacterized. The transcript has a single exon. The record is from RefSeq and is a predicted model, not a curated record. Bases 1 to 1134 code for a protein of 377 amino acids. Gene Ontology annotation, cellular component: cytoplasm. NCBI's taxonomy places the organism in Eukaryota, Fungi, Ascomycota, Eurotiomycetes, Eurotiales, Aspergillaceae.